Molecule: messenger RNA, 1569 nt
Organism: Colletotrichum gloeosporioides
Lineage: Eukaryota; Fungi; Ascomycota; Sordariomycetes; Glomerellales; Glomerellaceae
Product: Non-reducing end alpha-L-arabinofuranosidase BoGH43A
Exons: 2
Coding region: 1-1569 (522 amino acids)
Biological process (GO): carbohydrate metabolic process
Molecular function (GO): hydrolase activity, hydrolyzing O-glycosyl compounds
Source: RefSeq, a predicted model, not a curated record
AUGAAUUUACCCUUGUGUCUUAUCCUGUUUUUCAGCUGUCUCACUGAUGCGACGUCAGGGCGAAACUCGACGAUUCUCAACCCCAUUCUGCCUGGGUUCUAUCCUGACCCUAGCUGCAUCUUUGUCAAAGAACUCGACAAGACUUUCUUCUGUGCAUCAUCCAGCUUCCUUACUUUUCCUGGCAUCCCAAUCACUACAAGUAAGGACUUGCAAAACUGGACUCUUAUCGGUCACGCGUUCUCUCGACGCAACCAAUUACCUGAAUUUGCAAGUCCCAUUACAGAAGUCGGGGGCAUCUGGGCACCGACCCUUCGAUACAACAAUGGGACCUUCUUCUUGACGACCACUCUCGUUCUCGAUUACUUGCCUGAGAACGAUUCCUCUCGUUGGCGAAACUUCGUUCUCACAUCGACCGAUCCGUACAACUCAGCUAGCUGGUCUAAUCCUCUACAUUUUGAGGCAGACGGGUACGACAACAGCCUCUUCUGGGACGACGAUGGCCAAUUCUACGGGAUAUGGGCACCUUUGACAGAGGUACGAUCUGGAAUAUUCCAGUCUACGAUCGAUCUCAACACUGGCAAUGUGGGCGAGAUGAUCAACAUCUGGAAUGGAACCGGAGGCGCAGCACAGGAAGGGCCCCAUGUUUGCAAGAAAGACGGUUUCUACUAUCUGAUCAUCGCGAAGGGUGGGACUUUCUUAAACCGUAUGGUUACCAACGCCCGUGCUAUGAGUAUCAACGGCCCAUACGAGGCGAACCCAGACAACCCAGUCCUUACUACCGCGAAUUUGACCGAAUAUUUUCAGGCUGUUGGCCAUGCUGACCUGUUUCAGGACGCUGGUGAGAGCUGGUGGGGUGCAGCGCACGCGAUGCGCGUCAACCUACAAAACAGGGUCUUCCCAAUGGGCCGCGAGACGGUUCUAUUCCCAGUGACAUGGAACCAGAAUAUGAAGAUCGCCGGUCAAGAUGUUGCAGGGACGGACGCCAUUGAUUUCACCAAGAUACACCUUAAGCCUUUGCAUCUCGUCCACUGGCGAUAUCCGAACGGAAGCAACUUCAACUUCUCGCCUGAUGAUCCAAGUUGUGGGCUUAAGCUUUUGCCUUCCUUCGGCAAUCUUUCGUCAGGUGUUGCAAACGCAAGCGACGAAAGCUUGAGCCUUCUGGCUCGUCGACAAUCUCACAGUCUAUUCACAUUUAGCGUUGAUCUGGCUUUUUCCCUUGGUUCAGAGAGUGACGAGGCCGGUGUGACUGUGUUCGUCAGCGAGAAGACACAAAUAGAGCUGGGGGUCGUUCAGAUGGUACCAACCGGCACAAGCGUCACCAGCUCUCCAGCUCCACAUCUGCGUUUUCAAGGAGCUUCCAAUGGCACGCUGAUCGAGUCCUCAUCGCUGAUCUUUCCUGAAGAGUGGAGAGAUCAGAUGCUGAGUCUGGAAAUAAAAGCCUUCAACGCAUCUUACUACGCGUUCUCUGCUGGGCCGGCAGCGUAUCAGUCCAAACUGAUGACAGUCGCAUAUGCUCCCGUUUCACUCAUCCGGCCGAUUUUCACGGGCAAGUUUAGGCUCCCGACUUAA